GGAUGGAUGGAGCGAGCGAGCUGUGUGAGCGAUGAAAGCAAAAGUUGACAUGAAUUGUGUUGGGAAGACUUUUUGUGCCUUCGUUCUGCUCACCGUCGCUGUGGCCAUGGUAACAACGGAUAACAUCAGAGUGUCUAAAAUAGCUGGUUCCAGCGUUAAUCUGAACUGUAGUAACAUUUCAGUGGUGGAUCUGGUAGCAGUAAUAUGGAAGAUAAGCCCAAGGACUGGAAAUCACUGCACAUUGGCAUACAGACGUGAUCUGAACGAGACAAACAGAACAAACUGCAGUGAGAGAAUGGAUUGGAAAUAUAGUCCUGAAACUGAUAGUGCACUUCAGUUACGGCAAGUGACACUCACAGAUGAGGGACGUUAUAGCUGUGAAACUUCAACCAGCGAUGGAACUUCCAAUCAAACCUACACUCUGACUGUAUUAAUCCCUCCUGUGGUGACCUUGACCUGUGACAGUAAAGGGACCGCUGUGUGCAAGGCAGCUGCAGGGAAACCAGCUGCACAGGUCUCUUGGGACCCAACCGGAGAUCCCAGGACUGAGCUUGAAAAUCACACAGACGGGACAGUGACUGUGCUCAGUAUAUACAGCCCUAGAGAGACCAGUAUAACCUGCCUGGUCUCUCAUCCGGCUUGGAACACGAGCCAAUCCAAGGAAUGCCCAUCAGGUAACAGAACACAUCUCUUUUCUCUAUUUAAUCUUCAUUCAUAACUGAUAAACUAUGUGCUCCUCUGUUCACCAGCUCCAACAAAUAUUAG
Chrysemys picta bellii (western painted turtle) is the source of this 765-nucleotide messenger RNA. The record is from RefSeq and is a predicted model, not a curated record. Lineage: Eukaryota; Metazoa; Chordata; Testudines; Emydidae.